Molecule: messenger RNA, 1475 nt
Organism: Prunus mume (Japanese apricot)
Lineage: Eukaryota; Viridiplantae; Streptophyta; Magnoliopsida; Rosales; Rosaceae
Source: RefSeq, a predicted model, not a curated record
UGAGUCUAAUCUCAACAUGGUUGGAGAUGGUCCAAUAAGCUGAAUAAAACAAAGAAGUUGAAUUUCAUCCCAGCCGAGCUGCAGCUGUGAUGUCUUUAUAUGGACGGUCUGUGUUAUGAAACUUUGAAAGUGCGGAGAAAAGUAUGACUUCAGAAAUCAAGGUUGAUGUCAGUCGGGAGGAAACAAUUAGACCAUCCUCUCCAACUCCUCACCACCUCAGAAGUUCUAACCUUUCUGUUUUUGAUCAGCUUACUCCUCAAGUUUAUGUCCCACUACUUCUCUUUUAUCCCAGCAAUAAUAGUGAUCACCAUUCUCCGGCUUCGGCUGCUGAAAGAUCCAAGCUUCUAAAAAGGUCAUUAUCCGAAACCCUCAGUCACUUCUAUCCCUUCGCAGGAACAAUUCAAUCUAAUGAUGUUUCAAUCUGUUGCAAUGACCAUGGGGCUACAUUUGUUGAAGCCAGAGUCAACUGUCUGAUGUCAAAGAUAUUGGAGAAGCCAGAUCUUGGGAUACAAAAACAGUUGCAUCCAAAUGAAUUAGAAUUCAUGGCACAAUCAGGCACAUGCCAUCUUCUACUAGUCCAAGCCAACUUCUUUGAAUGUGGUGGGGUGGCAAUUGGACUCAACAUUUCACAUAAGAUCAUUGAUGCUUAUACACUCUGCAAAUUCAUUAAUAGCUGGGCUGCAAUUGCCCUUGGCUCAGCCAAUACUGACCAUGUUGUGCCUCCUGUAGAAUUUGGUGCUGCAGCAUCUCUUUUCCCACCUCUGGAUUUCCUCAAUUCACCACAACCUUCCAUUGACUUUGUCAAGGAAAAUUGCAUAACAAGGAGAUAUGUGUUUGAUGCCUCCAAGAUAGCUGCUCUUAAGUCAAAAGCUGUCAGUGCUGCUGUGCCAAACCCAACUCGUGUUGAAGUAGUGUCAGCGCUCAUUUGGAAAUGCGUAAUGGAAGCAUCAAGAUCAAACUCAGAUUUUGUAAGGCCAUCUGUGUGGUGUCAAUUUGUGAACAUGAGGAAGAUAUUGCCGCAGGCCCCGGCAGAAAACUUAUCGGGAAAUCUUCUGGGCUACUCUGUAGCAAAGACAGAGGAGAGGGAAGUAGAACAUGAUGUUAAAAGCUUGGUUUCUAAAUUGAGGAAGGGCUUGGAAGAAUUUAAGGUAAAAUAUGGUAAUGGUAUUAGUAGAGAGGAUGUGUUCCAACGGUGCAUUGAGUUAUCGAAGCUCGUUGGAAAGGUUGAUAUAGACACCUAUUGUUCCACCAGUUGGUGCAGGUUUCCCUUCUAUGAAGCCGAUUUUGGAUGGGGAAAGCCAUCAUGGAUGAGUAUCCCUAGUACUGUAGAAAUCAAGAACAUGAUUUCAUUGGUGGAUGUAAGUGAUGGGAUUGGCAUAGAAGUGCGCUUGACUUUGAAAGACGAAGAUAUGGCCAUAAUCAAAAGCAACCAGGAGAUGCUUGCAUAUGCUUCUCUGAAUCCGAGUGUCGUGUAA